Amphibalanus amphitrite is the source of this 3117-nucleotide messenger RNA. RefSeq lists its product as uncharacterized. NCBI's taxonomy places the organism in Eukaryota, Metazoa, Arthropoda, Thecostraca, Balanomorpha, Balanidae. The transcript is spliced from 4 exons. The coding region runs from base 1430 to 2467 and encodes 345 amino acids. The record is from RefSeq and is a predicted model, not a curated record.
ACACAGCAAAAUGGCAACGAUGGACGAGAUGGUCGAAGGAUGACGAAGAAGCGCAACGUUCGAGUGAUCGAAAAAGGGACGAUGGGACCAGUGCAUUGUAGAGUUUAGUGGACCAGUGUUAGGCGCCGUCAACGUUAGUGAGUAUCGGGCAAAGGGUAUAGGCUAGAGUUUAAAUGAUUUCGUUCAAUAGAAAUGGAACAUGUAAUAGAUUAGCAACGAUUGUAAUUUAACCUAGCUAAUGGCCGGUUUCCCAAACCGCACACGAAGCCAAGAAUCUCAGCAGGCGCCAUCCAUCCCACUUCCGCCAGUUUUUGAUGAGCACCGGACCAGAACGAACGGUCAGCUCCCGUGGCUCCUCCGUUCAGGAGAUCCCACCGUAACGGUGAGACAGUGAUGUGCAGAAUUUCAGCGUCAUUUUUCGGGUCGAUUUGUCCACGGUAGCGGUUGGCUGGCAGAGUGAGAAGGCCUCCGGAGGUGGGAGAGUCCGGAGUAGGUAGCCAUCAGUGGACGUCUGGAGGUGGUGAGCGGUUGGAGGAUUGUCGGGGUGAGGAGAAGCACUCUGGUGAUUGCGGUGUUUGGGUAUAUUUUGUGGUAGAUUUGUGGUAGGUCAAGCGGUAAUUGAGGUGAGUUGUAAUGGUGGGUGGUUGUAAAAUUAGUGAGCUGUGACGAUCUGUGAUUGUGAUCUUCAGGACUACCCCAUCCUUAAUCACCACACCGCACGGCAGCCGGUAAAGACUAAAUCAGUUAUCAGUAGGAGCAUACUACUCGUCCCUAGUCCCGAGUGACCGUUUGAACGAUUGGAUGGCCUGCCCAUUGCACGCCUGUAUCACGGGACGGGGUCGACCGCUGCGGUGUAACAGCCGGUGAAUUCUAGUAAGCCUAAUGUCUUACGAACCCUUAGUCUGACCCUGAAACGGUACUACCUUUUGGUAUUAGACCAAAAGACCAAAAAUUGGUAUUAAAGCUCUUUUGGUAUUAGACAAAACGAGUCUGUCCAAAGAAGACGUCGGUUUGAACAUUUUCCUUAUUCAAGUUUAUAUUGCCACGUUGCCAGUUUAUAUUUCUUAUCUGUCACUUAUUAUGUGAUGUCCGAACUAUUGGCCGUAAUUACCUAGUUGAACGUUUUUUUUUUUUUACCAACUGUUUAGGAGUUGGAUCGUUCAUCCUAAAAUUUACUGGACCUCAUUGAAAAUUGCUGUUGGAAAAAGGAUGCAAUGAUGCAAUCGCAAUGAUUUACAUAGGUAGGUAUGGGCGGGCACGCUGCUAAUUUUGCUAAUCUUUUUCCCUUUUCAGGUGCUCAAAGGAGUUCAUCGUCCUUUUAUAACGAGCUGUUCUAGAUUGUUCAUCUUAUGCCCACAAAGGUUCAAGAUAGCUUAUAAGAAGUUCUUUAAAAGCACCGAAGAGUAAAACUCUUUGUCAUUUCAAAGCAAUGGCAUCAGAAGCAUGGAGGAACGGCAAGUUAGUGACACCUCUCUUCCUAUUCCUUCUCUUUCAUUUGCAAAUAAGUGUCAUAUCAGCCAAGUGUAGACACGAUUCACACGUCCUCAAAAGCGAUUCUCUCGCUUUACAUUCAUUACAACUUGACACCACCUUUCCCGGAGUUCGUUCUUCCGCUAAAUCUGCAGCUCUACCCGCCCUGACCCAAUCGCCCGAGGGCAUUUCUCGUUGGCGUCGAGCUCUCUCAGGACCCGACCUCAGCGCGGCUGCCUCCGGCGGCGGCUAUGGAGGAUACGGCGGAGGAGGGUACGGCUACAACUCCUGCGAUUGUUCCGGUUAUGACCUGAUCGGGCUGAUCGCCGGUGGCGCCGCCCUAGCGGCGGUCGCCACGUUUCUCAUUAAUCAGCUGAUUAAUGGCGGCGGCGGCCGGGCGCUCGGUUUAAACUGGCUGCCAGAUGGAGUUGUGAAGAUAAUGGCCGAAAUGGUGCCGCAGCCGACCGAGAUGUUUGCCCUGAAGGCGGUCAAUCGGACCUGUGACGUCAUCAGUGAUAUGGAGCGGAGGCAGAUCAGUGUGGUGGAGAACAGGGAAGGAGAGUCCAGAGACGGCGACUGCGAGUGUUUCCCAGGGAUAGCAGGGGCUCUGGCCGGUUUCGCCGCGCUAGGAGCCCUCAUCGCCUUCGCCCUGGCCCAGGUCAUAGCCAAUGGAGGUGGAGGUCGCUCGCUGGAUAGCGAAUAUAACGCAGAGGGCGAGUUUGUUCCCGGUGGAUUGGCGCUGGCGGGCGCCAUGUUGGCGACUCUGGUCUCUGAGGACACCAGCUGUCUGCCCCACCAGCUGUGCCGGCUCAACAGCCGCGCGCAGCGAGCUGGCUACCCCUACAGCUACGUGGUGCGCGUGGCCAGUCUGCCGCUGUCGUGGGUACUGAUGAAGACUACCGGAGAGCCAAUGACGAGUCUCUGCGCUGGUAUGACGUCACUGGCGACCAAUGGACGCAGUUGUGACGUCAGUUUUCCGCGCUGCGCCUUCAGCUAGUGCCUCCACUUUGAUGAUCCAUGAUGUUAUCCUUUGUUACGGAUGCGACGACAUCGCAAAGAACGCAUCGGUGAUAUCUAUAGCUGAGCGGCAUUGCUAUUAACUCAAACUUUUGCUUCGUCUUCGUUUCCCAUAAAGUUGAAAGCAUGGACGAAUGGUUGUUGCCCAUGCUUUUAUUUCUACAAAUGUCGCGUCUUACUAAUUCCGUGCUGACUUGAGACGGGAUCUAAAGACUAACGCUACAUGCAACCGAAUAUUCGCUUAUCGGCAUGUAACCUUGAACUUUAAACGUUUAUGUAUCACAAUUAUUCGAAGUGAUACAUUGGCAUUACCACUUACCAGGUAGCCGUAGCAAAUAUUUUUUUUCGCAGUGCCUUUCCUGAUCGCAUUUUAGAAGCAACCUGUGGCCCUGUAUCGGUAUUAGCGUUGGCAUUAUUUUUCAUUGUGCAGAGUGGAUUGUAACAUGUUACUACGUUUUGAUGCAGAUAUUAGCGUCAUAUUGUUUGUUUGUGUGGGUCUGUUUAUUGCUUUUUUUAUUUCAAAGGCGGUAUUUAUUGCCACGACGUAACGUGACUACCACUGACCUAUUGAGUAUUGACUGUUGUAGUCCCAGUUUAAAUGCUGUAAGAGUGCCCAAAUAAACGUGCAAU